UCUAAGCAAACUCUUAUCUCGACUAUUUCCCUUGUCAUCCCCUUCUUGCUAUUCCCAUAUUAACCCUUACACCCCCUGUUCCGAUCCAGGCCCCGUAUCAGAGGGAGCGGAGCCGCGGUACCGCUGGGCGAACGGCCGCUGCUGCCGAAACCAGCCGGGCGGCGGGAAAAGCGCGGCCCCCGCGCGCCUGAGGGGCGGGCGGCGAGGCGGGGCGAGGCGGGAAGCGAAAGGGCGGCGGUGAGGGGAGGAAGGAGCCGGAGCCAUGGCCGCGGAGCCGGCGGGCCCGGGGGGGCCGGAUCUCCACGCCGUGCCCAUGGCGGCGCUGAACUACGGCGUGAGGCGCCGGCUCGGCCUCUACCUCAACCCGCGGGCGGCGGCGGCGGCGAACGACUGGACGGCGCUGGCCGAGGAGCUGGGCUGCGAGUACCUGGAGAUCCGGCGGCUGGAGGCGCGGCCCGACCCCACCGCCGCGCUGCUGGAGGACUGGCAGUGCCGCUGCCCCGGCGGGGCCACCGUCGGCCGCCUCCUCGACCUCCUGCGCCGGCUGGGCCGCCACGACGUGCUCCUCGACCUGGCCGGCAGCAUGGAGGAGGACUGUAAGAAGUACUUACAGAGGAAGCAGGAGCAGGCCGACCAGCCGCUUCAAGUGCCAGCAGUAGACAGCAGCGUGCCGAGGACGUCGGAACUGAUGGGCAUCACCACCAGGGACGAUCCCUACGGGAACAGAGCAGAGAUGUUUGAUGCCUUCAUCUGCUACUGUCAGAAAGACCUUCAGUUUGUCCAGGAGAUGAUCAGGGAGCUGGAACAAACAGAGUUCAAACUGAAGCUCUGUGUAUUUGAUCGGGAUGUCUUGCCAGGAACAUGUGUGUGGUCCAUCAGCGGAGAACUUAUAGAAAGGAGGUGUCGGAGGAUGGUGGUUGUCAUUUCAGAUGAUUAUCUGGAAAGUGAUGAAUGUGAUUUUCAGACCAAAUUUGCUCUUAGUCUCUCUCCAGGUGCUCGUCUCAAACGGCUGAUCCCAGUCAAGUGCAAAACCAUGAAGAACGAGUUUCCAAGUAUCUUACGGUUCAUUACAAUUUGUGAUUAUACCAAUCCUUGCACCAAAAAGUGGUUCUGGAUGAGACUGGCAAAAUCCCUCAUGCUGCCGUGAUGCAAAGUCCUGAGAGCGAGGCGCCCUUGUGUAAUCCGUCCUGGCUCUGCCGUCGGACCGUGGUGUCGUUCGUGCAGGGUCUUUUACACCUCCAGAACCUGGAUCCUUGCAAUCGGUGUUUGGAGACCGCGACCAGGAGCAGAGAAUUUUCUCCACCACUUUUUCCUAACUUGGAAGGGAAAUAAAGCAACGGUGUGGGUGUUCCUGUUCCAGUCAGCGAACAACAGCAUCCAGGAUUUUGUGUAGUAAGCACUUUCACUGAAAAUACUGAAAAUAUACAUUUAAAGACUGAGUGUCUAAUGCAGGAAAGCUCUGUUGUAAGCACCUAGUAAGACCUCAGAGCCUCAAACUGCAGGAUUUCUUAAACAAAUACUUCCUAUUAUUUUCAAAACGCUUGUCCUGUGUUGGUCAUGUCUGUCUCUGUUCAGGUCACAUUUGAUUAAGUGACCUUAUACCAGGAUUUUAUAUUCCCAGACCUUAUCAAAUGUUUACAAUAGAGCCUUCCCUUAGUAUAAAUUCAGUCUUAAAAUACAGAUUUUCAGUGAAAGUCCUUACUAUACAAAGCACAGGCUGCUGUUGCUCAGACGUGAGCAGGAACAGAGCUGUGCACCUAAGUGGGUCCAAAUCUUAAAUUGUUUUACCUGUAAGAGCCUUCCAAAACACAUCAGCUUUUGGGAUGCCUCAAAGGUAGAGGGAUAAAUACUGAACUUAAGUUUAAAAGAGUGUAUUAAAUUGUCAGCUGAGCUGUUUAAAAUAUAAAAGCUAAUGUUACAUUUAUAAGAAAGAGCAUAUUUUAGUUAACCAUGAUGAUCAUUAACGUAUUUCUGUGACUAAGGCUGGGAGCAACACUGAUAUGCUCAGCUUGUCAGACUUGGCCUUGAAACCUGCAGAGUAACGAGUGGAUCUUACCAGUUCUCUGUGCUUGGGUGUGGGGGGGCAAGAGUUCUGCCCAAAGGAGCAUUUUAAAGCAACCUUUUAGUGUAUUAAAUAGAUUUACAGUAAAUUACAGUAAAUAUUUACUUUCUAAAUUGCAAAGAGAAGAGUCUUGCUUAUGUAUCUGCACUUGCUUGAACUCUGCCACUUUGUUCAUUACUUCA
Molecule: messenger RNA, 2244 nt
Organism: Tyto alba (common barn owl)
Lineage: Eukaryota; Metazoa; Chordata; Aves; Strigiformes; Tytonidae
Gene: MYD88
Product: MYD88 innate immune signal transduction adaptor
Exons: 5
Coding region: 263-1147 (294 amino acids)
Biological process (GO): positive regulation of canonical NF-kappaB signal transduction; defense response to Gram-positive bacterium; innate immune response
Cellular component (GO): plasma membrane
Molecular function (GO): Toll-like receptor binding; TIR domain binding
Source: RefSeq, a predicted model, not a curated record